This is a messenger RNA of Eimeria necatrix, 1344 nucleotides long. Its product is annotated as brix domain-containing protein, putative. Gene Ontology annotation, molecular function: rRNA binding. Bases 1 to 1344 code for a protein of 447 amino acids. The record is from RefSeq and is a predicted model, not a curated record. Gene Ontology annotation, biological process: maturation of LSU-rRNA from tricistronic rRNA transcript (SSU-rRNA, 5.8S rRNA, LSU-rRNA); ribosomal large subunit assembly. NCBI's taxonomy places the organism in Eukaryota, Apicomplexa, Conoidasida, Eucoccidiorida, Eimeriidae. The transcript has 2 exons. Gene Ontology annotation, cellular component: nucleolus.
AUGGGAAAGUCGGCAAAGAAGGCAAAGGGGGAGGGGAAGAAAGCAGGGAUUGGGGCCCUGAAGCGGGGAGCAGGGGGAAAGCAGUACAUGAAGUCGAAAGGACAGACUCAGACAGGAGCAUGGGGAGAUCUUUCUGGACUGAGCGCCACUCGGAAAGCCAAAACACACAAGGGACGGCGCAUAUUGGCUGCGCGAGAGAGCGAGUCGUUUCCUGCAGUCAAAAGUUUGCUGCUAUUGCGGGGCAGCCGCUGCAGCGCCGAUCUACUCGGCUUACUGGGGGACCUGCGGGACUUGAAAAAACCAAAUGCAGUGUAUUUGUCACAGAGGAAGCAGGAAAACUUGCACCCGUUCGAAAACGCAGAACCCAUAGAGUACCUAGCUCGCAAGAAUGGAUGCGGCCUCUUCGCUUAUGCCAGUAGCAGCAAGAAACGCCCAGCCAGAUUGGUGCUAGGUAGGGUCUACGACAAUCAGAUAUUGGACAUGCAGGAGUUCGCUGUUGCUCACUACACGCCUGCUGCUGCGUUUGCUGCAGUACAAGCGCCCGCCGCAGGCUCCGCUCCACUGCUGUUGCUGCAGGGAGGCCUGUGGGAUGUUUCUGAUGAAAUGAGAAACGCGAGAAACAUCUUCGGUGAUUUGUUCAGAGCAGCAGAAGUUCCACCUGAUGGUCCUACUCAGAAAUUGUACUUAGGAGGGGUCGACCGCCUCAUUGCUGUUAGCGCUGUACAGGCUACACCAGGCAGCGCAGCCACCGCAACAACAACUGCGGCGGCUGCAAAAGCAGUUAUGGGAGGCAGUGAAGACUGUGAAACAGAAGCCUCAGCAUCUGGUGCAACUGCUGAUGGCACUGAUUCCACUGCCGCUGACAGUGGGUACUCAGGGGACGUUUUGAUUUGCGUAAGGCACUACAGAAUCGCCUUGGUGAAAGCUGCAGACGCAGGCGGAGUGGGAGGACCAGCGGUCAAACUCGUAGAAGUUGGUCCCCAGAUUGACCUAAGGCCUGACCGCGUGCGUCUACCUUCCGCAGAGAUGUGGAAGUCAGCUGUGAAGUCUCUCGAGAAGGCAAAGGCGGAGGAGAGGCGGGAGCGGCAAAAGGCUGCGGCUGACGGACAGGGUACUGUUGGUGGCCCCCACGCGUCCCAGAAAGUUCAAGGAUCUCAAGCACUUACGAAAAAGAAGAGCAAAAACAUAACGACCAAUGUAUUUGGGGACUCUGUCGGCCGAGUGUAUGUUGGGAACACCGACUUCACCCGUCUGAAGCAAAUUCAGUCACCGAUGCUUCAUAAGCUACGCCGAGAAGAAAACAAGGGGAAGAAGCAACGGAGACAGGAAGAAACGGCAGAAUAA